CCACACGGUAAUCAAGAUUCCUCUUUGACCACCAUUACGUACCUGUAGAUGUUCCUCUCAAACAACUAUCAAUUAACGAGGAAGGCCCUCGCUAUUCGAUCGGUCUUCAUCUCUUAGAACUCUAAUAUAUAAGAAAUUAAUAUUGCAAAAGUAACACGCACACGACGUAUCAUUAUCAAGCCUCCUCUGGAUCGGAUAAUCUCCUUUGCCGAAUUAUUACCAACCGUACAGAGCACCAAAGUUUUCAGCUGGAGUCACCGCGAGGAGGAGCCUUAUUUCUCUCAAUUCCGAGCUAGCAGAAAGGGUAGCCAUCUAACAUGGACUGUAAAGAAGAGGGGGUCGCCGCCGGCUCAGAACUUUAUGUCGAUGGUGAUAUGGAGAUAUUCGUGAAGUCAUUAAACUGCGAAAUUAUGACCUUUAAGGUGUAUGGCUCUGUCAAAGUCUUGGAUGUGAUGGUAACGAUGGAGGAGGCGUUCGGCAUCCCAAUAGACCAGAUUAGGCUUUUCUUCCGUGGCUACCAAAUGGAAAGCGAUAGAACUUUGGCAGAAUACAGUGUCGAGGACCGGUCCGUCAUCCACUACGCCCCCCGCUUUCGCGGCGGCGGCGGCUGCCAGUACUCCAAAUACUCUAGAUCAAGUUUAACGGAGCCGAUCGACGAUUCGAAAGUCGCAACAUCAAAAACGAGUUGGAAGCACGGAAGGCUGAGCAUGGUGAGCAAACGAAGAAGCAUGGAGCUUCCUACACUACUAACAAUGGAAAAGAUCAGGAUCACUGAUCAGCCUUUAGUCAUUUGGGAAAAAAAGUAUGAUAUAACACUUCUUGAUUUGAUGGUGAAGCAUACUAGAAAUGGUGGGAAAAACGGAGAAUACUUUACACAAUAUGCUUGGCAUGACAUUAUGGGAGAGUUUAGAGCAGCAAUUGGAUUGAGAUGUAAUAUUAAUGAUUUGGAAAACCGUCUGAAAUUUUACAAGAACGAAUAUCAAAUAGUGAGCAAUCUGAGGAAGCAUCCGAAGUUUAGCUGGGAUGAUAAAAAUCAUUCAGUAAUUGCUACCGAUGCUGAAUGGAACGAAUAUAUUAUGGAAAAUCGUGGAGCAAAAGCAUAUCGGAAGAGACAGAUACCUUAUUUUGAUCAGCUGGAAAUUAUUUGUUCUUCAUGAUGAACUCUUUUUCAUUUUUCCUUUCACAUUGGAAAAGCGUGAAGCAAAGCUAUAUUGAAGAGGCAAAUACCAUAUUUUAAUCAGUUGAAAAUUGUUUGUUCUUUGUGAUGAACUCUUAUUAACUCUGGAUCAUUAAAUAUUGACUAGAAUAAAGAAAUUGUAAUCAUUCGAGAUGAUUGCAAUAAUUUCGCUUAUUAAAGCAUCAAAAAGAUUGUACCAACAAUGUAAUGUUAUCAAUAAUUUGAAACAAUGAGUCAUUUUUAUCGGUUCAAGUACA
This is a messenger RNA of Ananas comosus (pineapple), 1434 nucleotides long. Its product is annotated as L10-interacting MYB domain-containing protein-like. Gene Ontology annotation, molecular function: protein binding. The record is from RefSeq and is a predicted model, not a curated record. Bases 318 to 1157 code for a protein of 279 amino acids. The transcript is spliced from 5 exons. Lineage: Eukaryota; Viridiplantae; Streptophyta; Magnoliopsida; Poales; Bromeliaceae.